Messenger RNA from Delphinapterus leucas (beluga whale), 5348 nucleotides. RefSeq names its product V-set and immunoglobulin domain containing 10 (gene VSIG10). Gene Ontology annotation, cellular component: neuron projection. Lineage: Eukaryota; Metazoa; Chordata; Mammalia; Artiodactyla; Monodontidae. The record is from RefSeq and is a predicted model, not a curated record.
GCCUUCCUUCUGCAAAGGGUAGAGAAAGGCAGCGAUGGCGGCCCUGGCGUCCGCCCGGGGCACAGGAAAACACCUAAGAAUCCCUAGAACAGCUAAGCCGAGGGGACCCUGAAUUCUGCCCCUUGGCAGCCGACCCCUCCGGCUCGCGACGCUCCUCCGGGUGCCGCAGCCGGAGCGCCCGGGAGGUAGCAGCCGGCGGGCCGGGGCGAGGGUGCCGUCCUGCAACAGCCGCAGGCCUUUGCCCGGCCCAGCCCGGCUGAGUGGGCUCGGGCAGGGACCAGCUUCUGUGCUCCUCCCCAGGCCUGCCCCGACCCGGCUCGGCGCGCCCCGGCGUGCGCCCUUUGCGUAAAGCCCUCCUCCCGGGCCAAGGUAGAGGAAGUUGGGCUCCCGCCUGGAUGGGCGGGAGGGAGCCCAGCUCCUGUUGUUUUCCGCCAGCGGGAGUGGGUGGCGGGCGCAGGGGGCGGGGUGCGCCCUCCCACCCCGGGCCGGGCGCUCGGGAGAGAGAAUCGCUCUCGGAGCCCAGAGCAGCUCCCAGCCUGUGACAUCGGGCUCACCCCAAGCAUCCUUCCUGGAGGUUGCGGAAAGUGGAGUUACUCUGUCGUUCCGAGGACCUGGGAGGAGCACUCAGUACCACCCCAGGGGCCGGAGUCCUUGGGGGCGCACACCCAGCCAAGCCGGAGCCUGCGUUUCCCGAGGGGCCCCUGCCCGCAUCUGGGGCGAGAUGGCCGCAGGCGUCCGGGCGUCCGAGCCCCGGGUCCUCGUCUGCCUCGGGGCGCUACUGGCCCGCUGGGUCGCCGCAGGACUGGAGGCUGUCGUCAUUGGAGAAGUUCACGAGAAUAUCACGCUGCGCUGUGGCAACAUCUUGGGACCGAGGGGCCUCAUAACCUGGUACCGCAAUGACUCGGAGCCUGUCUUCCUCCUGUCCUCCAAUUCCAGCCUCCCGCCAGCCCAACCACGCUUCUCUCUGGUGAAUGCCAGCUCCCUGCACAUGGAGGCGCUGAGCCUGCAGGAUGAAGGGAACUACACCUGCUGGGAGGUCCUGAACGAGACUCGGUGGUUCCAGGUGUGGCUGCAGGUGGCCAGAGGCCCCUAUCACGUUGCGGUCAACAUCUCCAGCACCGGCAGGCUCCCCAACGGCACGCUGUAUGCGGCCAAGGGCUCCCGGGUAGAUUUCUGCUGCAGCAGCAGCUCCUGGCCUCCGCCCAUGGUUGAGUGGUGGUUCCGGGCCCCGGAUUCUAGCACCGAGCCCUUCGGAAACAACCUGACGGCCAGCUGCUUCACGCUGUUACUGAUGUCACAGAACCUUCAAGGGAACUACAGCUGUUUGGCCACAAACAUGCUCGGCGGGAGACAUCGAAAGGUGACCACCGAGCUCCUGGUCUACUCGCCCCCUCCGUCAGCCCCUCAGUGCUGGGCAGAGCUGCCGCCAGGAUUGUUCACGCUGCAGCUCAGCUGUCGCUGGGCCGGAGGAUACCCAGACCCAGACCUCCUGUGGACAGAAGAGCCAGGAGGUGUGGUUAUGGGGAUGUCAAAGCUGGGGGUUGAGAUGCUGAACCAGCCCCAGCUGUUGGACGGCAAGAAGUUCAAGUGUGUCGGGAGCCACAUAGUGGGGCCGGAGUUGGGAGCCAGCUGUGUGGUACAGAUCAGGAGCCCCUCCCUUCUCUCUGAGCCCAUGAAGACUUGUUUCGUGGGAGGCAGUGUGACGCUCACCUGCGAAGUGUCUGGAGCCUACCCCCCAGCCAAGAUCCUGUGGCUGAGCAACCUCACCCAGCCGGAGGUCGUCAUCCAGCCCAGCAGCCACCACCUCAUCACCCAGAGUGGCCAGAGCUCCACCCUCACCAUCCGCAACUGCUCCCAGGACCUGGACGAGGGCUACUAUGUCUGCCGGGCUGAGAACCCCGUGGGGGUGAGGGAGGUGGACAUCUGGUUGAGCGUGAAAGAACCUGUAAACAUCGGGGGAAUUGUGGGCACCAUCGUGAGCCUCCUUCUGCUGGGACUGGCCAUUAUCUCUGGGCUUCUGUUGUACUACAGCCCUGUGUUCUGCUGGAAAGUAGGAAGCACUUUCAGGAGGCAAGACAUGGGUGAUGUCAUGGUUUUGGUGGAUUCAGAAGAGGAAGAGGUGGAGGAGGAGGAAGAUGCUGCAGAAGAGGAAGAGGAGGAAGCAAGUGAGAGGGACGAGUCUCCAAAAGAAGUAACCAAGUACGGCCACAUCCACAGAGUGACCGCACUGGUGAAUGGGAAUGUGGACUGGAUGGCCAAUGGACUCCAGGCUCUGCAGGAUGACAGCAGUGAGCAGCAGAGUGACAUCAUUCAAGAAGAAGACAGGCCAGUUUGAGGAAGACAACUGUCCUUUGUUAUCCUGUCUCAAAAGCUUGGAAAGCUACGUCGAAGAUGAGUUUUAUAUUGUGCUUCACUUGACUUGCAUCCCUGCCUGAGGGCUGAAAACGGUUUGUGGCUCUCAGCAAAAAAAAGGAAAACACACACACAUCUUUCCUUCCUUUUUUCUUCUUUUUUCUAAAUUGGUUUGAUUUACUGUAAGUUUUCUCAACAAUGCUGAAAAGCUUUGGAACGGGCAGUGUUGGGGGGAAAGCUGCAUUUGGUAUCUGAGGUGCCCCUGUCGCUGUGCCCCUGGCUUUCUCCAGGUUGACUGAUGCUGAGAUGGGGGAGGCACUUGGCCUCGGCGCCCUUUGUCACUGUUAAAGGUCUGUAACCAGCUCGCCCCAGCACACAAGGGAAUACUGUGGGGUGAUAAGGACACUUCCUUUUUCACUGCCCAGGUGAGCUGAGGAACCAGGCACACAUCAGCUCUCUGGAAAAGGUGAGGGGGGUCAGCUACUGAUCCUAAUCCGAGGGAGGCACUUUGGUUCGGGUUUUGAGUCGGAAACACCUGGUCUUGAAUCUGGACUCUGCUCCUUACCUGUUUCAUGGGCUUGGGCAGGUCCUGAGCCUCGAUUUCUUCAUCUGUGAAAUGGGUGAAAUCACACCUAUCUUACAGGGUUAUGGUGGGGACCAAGGUACUUCAGGGUGUGAGCGUGCCUCGGAGGUGCUCCGUAGAUGUUAGUUAUCUUCUCCUUUGCCUUCCUUAGCGGAAGAAGAAAAAUGUCAACUGUUCAGUUACAAACUGCUGCCUGGGCCUUCCAUUCUCUGUAGAAUAUUACAGACCAGGGCAUCAUCAGCGCUCUCCUGGGGAUUUUUGCCUUCCUGGAGAUAGAAUUCUUUUCAAAAGAGGUAGGGGCUGAUAAGAGGAAGCGCCUUUCAUUAGAAUCUCGGAUUUUCCAGAGCUUCAUGUUUAGAAAAGCCUCUUAGGUGAUGCACUAUUAGCUUUCAGACUUUCCCAUCCUUCCUUUCUCCUGUGGCUUUGAAAAAGGCAAGGAGAAAUGUUUUGUAACAGAGUAGAUCAGGUCGUCUGGCCUUGGUUUCUUGAUCUUGGAAAUGGGAAUGGGAAAGCUUGUUUCCUUCCUACUUCUUAAGGAAGAUACGCUGCUCAAUAAUGCUAAGUUUUGAAUGAAAAUAACAUAUGAUGAGUUUAAGCUGCUGCUGUUCCCUGUACAGUUUAGAGAUUUUUUUCUUUCUAAUUUCAUCGUAAUCUCUUAAAUGUCAGGGACCUUCUAAGGGUGUAAAAUAUGUGUGCUAAACUUGAAAAUCUGACUUGAAUUUGUACCCUUCAAUGUUGCAUAUCCUGCUCUGAUGGGCAUGACUUAAAGGGGAACUUCCCUCUCCAAUAACAGGACUUGGGACUCCUAAGAUGAGAAGUGUGUUACCUGCAGGGUUACCUUGCAGGUGUGGUUGGAGCAGGUCCACUUUCUUGGAUGAAGGAACUAAACUGAGGGAGUCACUAGAAGUGAGCCCUGUCCCCAGCUCAGAACACUGGGGAGGUCAGAGGCUGGCUCCAAUGUCUACCCGUCAGGGAUAGCUGUGACCUGCAGUUCUCUUGUUGGGCUGGGUCUUUCGCUGCGUGGAACCUCACAUUCUUAACCACUCUAACCAGUCUAAGUUAGUGUCAUUUCAGAACGGAUACUUGACAGGUUGUGUUUAAACUCACUGCACGCUGAGCUGGUCUCUGGAUCCAACAGUCCACCCUGCAGAGGCGACCAUACUUAAAAAGGGAAACAGCAAAGAAACUAUUAGGAAAAAAAAAAAAAUCCCUAGCUGGGAAUGCAGAGAAUGAUUUGCAAGAUCACUGAGAUGCUUCCUGCGACUUCCUCUUCUCCUGCGUGCACACCAAAUGAUAGGGAAAUCUUCGAGGCAGGAUUUUUCCACUAGUAAAUGGGAGCUUCAGGGUCUUGGUGCCAAACAUUAUUAACCCUUGUCCAGCUGAGCUGUGAUUGUUGUCACUUAUAUCUGAGCCCUGUGUGCACAGAUAAUAUUGCUGGGUCAGUUAAGAGCUGAGGUACUGGGAGGGUCUUCAAGCUUUAAGGAUUUUAAAGAAUUAGGGCUUUUUUUCUUUUCUUUAAGAUGACCCAUCCCCAACUCCACCAGUACGUUGACAGCGGGUUACAGACUUUCUGUGGCAAAGUCCAACUUGUUACAUUGUGCUUUAAAAUAAAAUCUUAUCUGAAUGUAUUGUGAACUGGAGACGAAGAGAUAUACUUACCAGAACCAGGAAGAUAAAUACUUCCAGGCCAUCGCAGCUGACAUUCCUUUUCCUCAAAACCUGGUGGACAUUGGGAAAGGGGCUGUCUUAAUCCUGUGGCUUUGAUAGCAGCUCCCAGUCUCACAAGCACACACCAACCCUAUUAUUGCAGCAGGAAAGCCCAUGAUGGAAAAUUUCCCUAACCCAGGCACUGAAACCUGGAAAAUCAUCCUUGCUGGGUAAAGUUUAUUAUGAUGCAACAUGUGCCAACCGGUAUUUCUCACCAUGGUCCUGGCCAGGAACUGCUGCAAAAAGAACAAAACAGAUCCCUCUGCAUUAUUUACAUUUUAAUAAUUGGUGUGGAGGCGAGGUUGGGAGAAAUUCAUUCUGAGGUUAUAAUACGGAUUUUUUUAAGAUAAUGGAAUAAAGUUAUUUUUAAAUAAAUGCUUUAGUCAUCUUCAUUUAGACCUGAUUAAUAAACUGAAAGAUUUGGGGAAGUGGAUUUGCUGCCCACAAUUUUUGUUUUUUUAAUUAGCUUUCCCAAUAUUGGUAACAAUAUUGUCUUCCUUGCCGUGUUAUUCUUUUCCACGACUUGUAGAUCCUACCCACCCUCUCAUCUCUCCUAAACUCCUCGAGAAAUUUGUUCUCCAUUGUUUUCUUGCUACAUACCCUCAAACACACGCCUCUUUUUGGUCAGAUUGUUUUAUUUAUUUAUUUAUUUUUGGUGGCGUUGGGUCUUCGUUGCUGUGCGUGGGCUUCCUCUAGUUGUGGUGAG